AUGGAAAACGCAAGCCGCGCGGCAUAUAGAGGACAAGUAACUCGUGUGACGAAAAGUGCAAGUGAAUAUUUGCAAACUCUUGAUUCGAACCCAUUGUCCACGAACGAAGACAAUUGGGAGAAUAUUGAAGAAGAACUACUUGUGUUUCUCAAUCGCGCAAACGUAGCUUAUGAAGGGCUUACUAAAGCUAAUAACGAAUAUGUUCCUAGUACCAAACUAGAAACAGCAACUAAAGAUAUGGAGCAAGUUGUCGAGUAUGAGGAUAAGGUCACCUCCAUAAUCACGCGGUUAAAUCAACGUCUCGAACGGUUAAAUCGUUUAAGAAAUUCUAACGGUCAGACAUCACCUAACGUUACUAACACUUCUCUAUCAUGCGAUCUGUUGAAGGGAAAAGCUGCCGAUGUAAUAGCUGGCUUUACACCGAGUGGUAAUUGCUAUGAUGGUGCUUUAGCACUUUUACAAGAAGAGUUCGGGAACGCUGAUAAGUUAAUCGAUAAAAAUAUGAACGAAUUAAUGUCCAUUUCAAUGCUGAACUCAAAAGUUGACAUUCGGGAUCUACGAAACAUUUAUAAUACGGUAACCUCUUCUAUACGAUCGUUGACGGCUCUCGGUAUACCUUCGAGUAACUAUUCAAUAAUGCUCAAGACCAAAUUACUGAGCAGUUUACCUAAUGAACUACGUGCCAAUUAUUUUCGUACUCAUGUUAAGAGUUCUAGCGAAGAAUCAAAUGAUCCAAAUCCAGAAAACGGUAAUAAUGUAUCAACAGAAAGUGAAUGCUCUUUUAUGUUUGAUGGUGACAAACAGCUAACGGGCCUUCUUAAAUUCAUCAAAAGAGAAAUAGUAGCUCUUGAAAAUUCGAUUGAUGAAAAAGAAGGAAGCAAUAAUCGGAGGAAUCAAACGAAACAUAUAUCCACUGCAGCUGGCUUACUAACAACGUCUAAUGCUCCCACAGCAUGUUUUUUUUGUAAGUCCGUCGCACAUCAAACAAGAGAAUGUGAUAACCAACUAACUGUCACACAACGAAAAAAUUUACUUAAACAAGACAAUCGAUGCUUUCGGUGCACAUUAAAAGGGCAUUCAUCUAAACAGUGCUUUGUUAAAAAUCUUAAGUGCGGUGCUUGUGGGGGGAGACAUGCAAAGUCGAUGUGCGAUCCAGAUUAUCGAAAACAGGUGGCUAAAACAAACGGUAAUGUCGGUAGUCCGAGUAGCACGAAAUCAUUGAACUUAUAUGCGUCUAUGAAUAAACCCAAUCCAUCAAAUGUUUUCUUACAAACGGCAUCGGUAUUCGCAUUAAAUACGAAUACAAAAUUAAGCGCUUACGUAAGACUAAUCAUAGACGGUGGCAGUCAAAUGACCUUUAUCAAAGACUCGCUCGUAGAAAAACUCUGUUUACCUGUUGUUGGCUCGAGAAAUAUUAAUGUCAUUCCGUUCGGAAGUGAUCAAAAACAAUCAACGUCGGAGAAAAACUAUAAAAUUGUCAAACUAUUAUUGAAAAGUCAAUACGAUGAAAAAAUGAUAACUAUAAACGCGAUUGUUGUCCCUUCAAUAUGCAUGGAUGUUUUAAGCAUUCCUCCCGAAAAGUGCGUUGAAAAUUAUAAUCUCGUCCUAGCCGAUGGUCGCCCAUUUGACUCUCAUCCAGAUGAGGGCAUUUCAGUCUUAAUCGGAGCGGAUAAUUACUGGCGCGUUGUUUCGGAAAAUACCAUUCGUAUUAAUGACACUCUAAUGGCGAUUGAUACACUAUUCGGGUGGACGUUGCAAGGUCCGGCUCAAAAUUGUUUUUAUAGUGCUCAGUCAUCGUACGCGAAUAGUUUACUAAUAAGCUCGUUUGACGAAAGAACGCUUUGGGAUCUUGAAUCAAUCUGUAUAAAACCAAUUCAAAACGAACACGAUUCCUUCACUGAAGAUUAUAUCGACAAGUGCAUCGUAAAAAAUUCCACUCGGUACGAGGCUAGCCUGCCGUGGAAAGACGAGUAUAGUUCAUUGGACAAUAACCGCGCCGGUGCUUUUUCGCGCUUCCAAUCUUUGGUUAAACGACUUUCCAGAUCAUCCGCAGAUUUGUUGAGGUACGAUAAUGCGAUAAGAGAACUAAUUAUGAGUGGAGUCGCUGAGAUUGUGGAAGACGAGGGUGUUGCAGAUGAUCCUCGAACAUAUUACUUACCCCAUCGAGGUGUAUAUCGUGAGGACAAGGAGACAUCGAAGCUUCGCAUUGUCUAUGACGCCUCUGCACAUGCAGAAGAUUGUGUAUCACUUAACGACUGCUUAAAGUCUGGUUCUAAUUUACUGCCUGAUUUAUUAAUGAUUCUUCUCAAUUUCAGAACCGGUUUGAUUGCUUUAGUUGCAGACAUUGAAAAGGCCUUUCUUCAAAUUAGUCUCAAUGAAGAGGAUCGCGAUUCUCAUCGUUUCUUUUGGUUUAAAAGCAAAAUCGAUGACCCCUGCUUUAUUUCUGAACCCGCAAUCUUCAGAAUGAAUCGUGUAACGUUCGGAGUAACAUCGAGCCCGUUCAUACUAGCAGCUACUUUGAAAAAGCACAUCCAGUCUGAAUCGCAGAAGUUUCCCGAGAUUUGUCAAGUUUUGGAAGCAAGCUACUACGUCGACGAUUUUGUGAUGAGUGUUGAUGAUGCAGAAUUUGCAAACAGAGUUUACAAUCAAUCGAUGGGCAUUUUUAACCGAGCUUCGAUGAAAUUACGCAAAUGGAACAGCAACCAUCGACCUCUAAGAGAAUCUUUCAACGAAGUGUCGCCUGAUCGUCAGAAGGUACUGGGUGUCUUAUGGUAUAUUUACACAGAUGAAAUAAGCGUGGACAUCGAGACUGUACUGAAUUCAAAUGUUUCAUUAAAAACGAAACCAACGAAACGGAACAUAUUGCAGGUAAUAUCUCGCUUUUAUGAUCCUUUGGGACUUUUAAGUCCAUUUCUCAUUAACUUUAAAAUAUUAUUCCAAAUGAUUUGGAAGCGAAAAAUAGCAUGGGACGAUGAACUGCCGGAUGAUAUUUUAAAAGCGUUCUAUUCUUUUUAUAACGGUAUUGCUGCUUUAAAAGAAGUUUCUGUACCAAGGUGCAUUUUUGAUGGCGGAGAAAUCAAGUGUCGAGAGCUUCAUCUUUUUGCAGACGCAAGUAAAAGUGGCUACGGAGCGGUAGCUUAUGUGAAAGCUACAAACAGUAAGAAUGAGGUGACUGUUCGGUUUCUUUGCGCUAAAAAUAGGGUGUCACCUUUGAAAGAAACCGACAAAUCUUCAGAAUUGUCUCUUCCAAGACUGGAACUUACUGCAGCACUUAUUGCAGCAAGGCUUUGCUCAUAUUUGUUAAAAAACCUUAAAGUUUCUUUUAGUAAUGUUUGGCUUUGGAGUGAUUCCAAGAUCACUCUGUUUUGGAUCAGAAACAUUUCGAAUAAGAAGUGGAAGCCCUACGUCGAAAAUAGGGUGGAUGAAAUUAAAAGGCUCACAGCUGGAUUUCAAUGGAACCAUUGUCCUGGAAAAGACAACCCUGCUGAUUUGCUUACACGAGGUGUGACUUCAUCAAUCUUAGCAAGUUCCGAAUCAUGGCUGCAAGGACCUACUUGGUUGUGUAACGAAUCCAAUUCUUGGCCCAUGGAAAAUGAUAUUGAUUACAAUAUUUCUAACACUUUACUUUCUUUACAUGUAACGACUGAUAAUCCGGACGUUAACGAAACCUCGCCCGUUGAACAUAUGGGAGCACUUCUACUAGCUAAGAACUAUAGUAGUUGGAUAAAACUGCUCAGAGUGACGUCAUUGGUGGCUCGUGCUGUACCUCGUUUGAGAAAAAGGUUCUUUGGAGCGAAAUUUCGAAUAACACCGAAGGAUGAACUAAGACUCGAAGCAAAAGGCCAUGUUAUAACUGCAGACGAGAUACAAAAGGCUGAAGAUUAUUGGGUUACAUACGUCCAGAAUUACGAAUUUUCUAAGGAAAUUGAGGCGAUAAAGAAAGGUAUACUACGAGUCCAUAGUCGACUUGGAGACUGUAACGAAGAAGAUAUCACAGCUUUUCCAAUUAUUUUACCGAAGACGUCUCGUGUCACCAAGCUUAUUGUGUUGCAUGUUCAUAAGCAAAUGUUACAUAGUGGUACAGGUACUACGUUUGCUGAGUUGAGGAAGAAAUUCUGGAUCGUUAGAGGCAGGCAACUAAUUAAAUCAGUUAUAAAGAAGUGCGAGGUUUGCAUAAAACUUCUAGCUUCACCUGGAUCUGAACCGAUUGCUCCUCUUCCAAGAGAACGGAUGCUUACGUCGCGGCCUUUCGAGAUGACGGGUAUAGAUUACGCUGGCCCCUUGUACAUCAAAAAUGCUGCUGCCAAUGAACCAUCAUUGAAAACAUAUAUUCUGCUGUUGACUUGUGGUGCUAUCAGAGCUGUGCAUUUGGAGCUGGUGACAGACUUAACGACGGAUUGUUGUGUGCUGGCUUUAAGACGAUUUUUUGCUAGGAGGGGCAAGCCUAGAAUAAUUUACUCUGAUAACGCCAAGACCUUUAAGUGUGCGUCAAAAGAAUUAAAGGUUUUGAACGAUAUAGUGGGAUCUGAGUUGGUACAAGGUUUUGCGAAUGGUGAAGGCAUUAGAUGGAAGUUUAUAGCUGAAAGAGCAGCCUGGUGGGGAGGUUUCUGGGAACGCCUUGUUCGUAGCGUUAAGGUAGUUCUGAAGCUAGCAAUUGGACGAGCAGUUCUUAACUUCGAAGAGCUACGAACACUUCUGGUUGAAGUUGAAAGUGUUAUUAAUGCUAGACCUUUAACUUAUAUUUCUGAUGAUCCUAAGGACAUAAGUCCUCUUACACCUUCUCAUUUUUUAACUGGUUUUCAUUUUUCUCUAGAUAUGCCACGUUUCGAUGAAGGGGAAACAAGUCAAAAUCUUCGUGUUAAAUGGGACUCUAGACUGAAGACGUUGAAAGCUUUUUGGAAACGUUGGAAGCUUGAAUAUCUUCAACAACUUCGUUCUCUUCACCAAUAUAAGAUUGGAGGUUCCACAAAGAUUCAAACAAAUGAUGUUGUCAUUGUACAUGAUCCAUCCAUAUCGAAGCUGUUUUGGAAACUAGCAGUGGUAGAAGAAGUAUUUCCUGGUCGUGAUGGGAAGGUUCGUGCUUGUCUUAUCCGAUUAGCCCAUGGAACAAAGCUACGACGUCCAGUGCAAUUAUUAUAUAACCUUGAAAUUGUAUAA
Molecule: messenger RNA, 5157 nt
Organism: Episyrphus balteatus (marmalade hoverfly)
Lineage: Eukaryota; Metazoa; Arthropoda; Insecta; Diptera; Syrphidae
Exons: 2
Coding region: 1-5157 (1718 amino acids)
Biological process (GO): DNA integration
Molecular function (GO): nucleic acid binding; zinc ion binding
Source: RefSeq, a predicted model, not a curated record